CGGGAGGAGGAGCGGCCCCCGGCGGGCUCACGUGGAGCCGCCGCGGCGAACAAAGCUCCUCCGUCCUGCGGGAAGCGUGCCGCCAGCGGGGCCGGAGCGCGCCUGGGGCUCCGCGGCGGAAGUUGCGUGGAGGGACCGACAUCAGCGCGGCUCCUCCGGUUCUGUGCGGGGCGGGGAGCGGGACGCGCUCGGAGCUCUCGUCCCCUGACUCCGUUUUGUAAGAAGAUGAGGAGCAAAAAGCAGUGUAUUCAAGAUACAGAGGGUCAGAAGCAUGAAGGCAUGGAAGGUGAAGAAAUGGAAGAAAGCUGUUCCUGUUCUACUUUAUUACAUGAUGGUGACACAUGCCCCAUCUGUCUGAACUGCCUUCUGGAGCAGGAGAUUGGUUUUCCUGAGAACUGCACUCAUACUUUCUGCAUGACUUGUAUUCUUAAAUGGGCUGAGAUGCAGGCUUCCUGUCCUAUUGAUCGCAGACCGUUUCAAGCAGUAUGUCAGCUUGGUGCAUUAGAACAGGUAAAGGUUCAGGUAGAAAAACAGCAAAAGAGAAAGAAAGAAGAGGAAUACUGUGCCUGGAAUAAGGAAAAAUGUAGCCAUGCAAAGAUGAGAAGAUUCCUGAGGGGAGCUGUAUGUUCAGACAGAGGGCCUUUAGCAGCAAAACUGAGCAAAGUUGUGAAGAAGAAAUACAGUAAUAUUUUGUAUGACAAACAAAACAAGAAGUCUCUGUCUAUGAAGACCAGAAGACAGACCUGCUGGAAUGAGUGCUUCAGAACUGGUUUCUAUAGUACGCUUCCAGCUGGCGGUAGCAAUGAAGAAUCCUUUCUUAGCUGUAGAAAUAACUGUACAGAAUUCACAGAAGUCAAUGCAGUGAUCAGGCAGAAGAGACAAGAACUGGAAUUGUCCUGUUCGUCAGUGCUGGCUAGAGUUGAAAGAAUUCCUUUAGUGUCUUACGGAGCUGAAGCUGAGACCUUUCUUCUCACUUCUCCUACAGUGGCGGGGGCAGUUCUUCCAACAACUGUCAGGCCUUUGGAAAACUUUGAAUCUUUAGGGAAAGGAUAUGCUGUUGCAUGUGCCCAAGAAGGAGAAGAGAAAAAGCAAGCAUCAGGUUCAUCUGGCACUAGGGGAGCUAGAAGGAAGUCUGUUAAUACUACUCCUAGAAGAAGGUCUGCGCGGAACACCAAAAAUGAGACUCUGAGUCAGUCUCGGAGCUCACCUCGGUCAAGCAGUUCUGCGUGCAGUGCCCCUGAUGGCAGUAAUCCACCUCUGAAUAAAUCCUCUUCAGAAUCAGAGAAUGUUCCUCCAAAACGGAAGUCUAAAAGAAUAGUUAAACAACGAACACCUCUGGCAAAAAAGAAACUGAGAAGUUCUGCACGUUCUGAAAAAUCAUCCAGUGAUUCAGUGGAUGAUGAUGACGAUGCUGAGUCUGAAGCAGUUCUAACAGUAGAUAAAGACCAGCAGUCAGAUAACGAAAGCAGUAGUGCAAACCUUCCACAGAAAAAUGAUGCAGAAACAGAAUCUGCUAAUGGAUUGGAAAGCUGUAAUGAACAUGCAGAAAUUGAGGAAACUGCAGGAGAAUGUGAGGAAGAUACUUCAGGCAACGGAGAUGUGAGUUUCUCUGUCCAAACAUCUCCAGUAUUAGCUUUAGGAGGAGAAAGUCAGGAAUUUGAAAUAAAAGAUCUUAAUGAAAAAAAUAUAGAACUUAAGAGUCAGGAUGCCUGUGAAAAUACUCCUGAACAAAUGGAAACAGCGUCUAGUCCCAGGGUUGAACUGUGUGACCGUGCAACAUUUGAAAAUUUAGAUGAGACAGUGUGUAGUCCUCAGAAAGAAUUACUUGAGAACAUAAAUACUUUGACGAAAGUACAUCAACCAAUAACUAGUCCAGAAAAUGAAUUGCUGGAACAUCCAGAGUCUUUGGAACAAGAUCAACCAUUAGAGAGCCCCAGAACUAAAUUGCAUGAGCAUAUGGAAACCACAGAAGAAGAUGAUUCUAAGGCAGAUGAAAAGACAACAGUGGACUGUGCAAGUACAAAUACUCAAAACUCUAAAACUGAUAAAGAACCAGAUACGUUAAUAUGCAAUGCUUCUAUAGACAGUACAUCGGAGCAAGCCUUAAAGGAAAGCCCCAUGCCAGAGGGUGAAGAGAGCAGAACUUCAGAGUCACUUGUGAUAAAUGCUGAACAUAAACAUUUUGGUGAGGAUAACAAUGAAAUGAUACCAAUGGAUUGUGAUUCAUUUUGCAGUGACCAGAAUGAACCUCAAAGUGAACAGUUGCCACCAGCUGAAAGUGUAGAGCAGGGAAAAAUGGACUCCUUACAGUGUGAUGCAGCAAACUCUGCAUCAGUGUCAGGAUUUUCUGAUGAAAAAGAUGAAACUAUGCGCCAAGAAGGAGAGUGUCAGUCAGAACCCAAAAAAGACAAAAAGACUCGAACGAGACGGUCUCGAUUUCACUCACCAUCAACAACUUGGUCUCCUUCUAGGAGAGAGGGCAGGAAAUCUCAGUCACCGUCCCCUAAAAGGGAGAUGUCCAGAGAGAGGAGUUCCCGAUCACCCAAGAAGGAAACUGUUGGGGAGGGAAGGAGAUCCUUGUCUCAGUCUCCAAAAGGAGAGACACUCAAAGAUGAGCGAAAAACACCAUCUCGAUCUCCCAAGAGAGAAACUGUCAGGGAAAGCAGGAGAUCAUCUUCUCGGUCAAGAACAAGGGAUUCGUCUCCGAGACAAAAAUCUAGAUCUCGAAGCAGUGAUAGAGAUUGUCAGAGAAGAGAUCGUGACAGAGAGAGAAGAAAUAGGAGAUGGUCUAGGUCCCGGUCACGAUCUAGGUCAAGAUCACAAUCAAGGACGAGAAACAAAGGUUCUUCAUUCUCUAGAAAUGAGAGGGAUGGUCAUUCACCUCGUUGGAAAGAUAGAUGGGCAAAUGACAGCUGGAGGAGUCCCAGAGGAAAUGAUCGAUACAGAAGAAGUGAUCAAGAGACACUGAAUGAAAGUCUAAAGGAGAAGGACAAUAUGGAAAAAAGCAGUGAUGCUCAGUGUUCUCCAGACAAGCGGAGGAAUGAUUGUCCAGACUGGGUAAUGGAAAGGAUAAACUCCGUUCCCGAGGUCAAGAACAGAGAUAGAGACAGACCUCAUUGGGAAGACAGCAGACACGAUAAUUCAGGGCAGUCGUGGAACAAAAACUUUGGACCAGGUUGGAUUCCAAAUAGGGGGAGAGGUCACCGUGGCAGAGGUGGGCGUGGAAGAGGUGGUUUCACAUACGGAGACCAGAAUGAAAAUCACUGGCAGAGUAGAAAACCUCUCUCAGGGAACUCAAAUGGUUCUGGGAAUGAAACUACAAGGUUCUCAGAGCAACAGCCAUACAAGCGUAAGAAUGAACAGGAUUCUUUUGAUACACCUGCUGAUAGAUCUGGGUGGACGUCUGCAUCCAGCUGGGCUGUAAGAAAGACUUUACCUGCUGAUGUGCAGAAUUAUUAUUCAAGAAGAGGACGAAACUCAUCAAGCCCACAGUCUGGAUGGGGAACUAGACAAGAAGAGGAGACACUUGAACAAGAUCCAAACCUCAAAGACCAAGGCAACCAGCAAAGUGAUGGUUCUCAGUUACCAGUAAAUAUGAUGCAGCAACAAAUGAAUGUAAUGCCGCCAGUGAAUGCACAGCACCAGCCUAUGAAUAUGUUUCCAUAUCCCGUGGGUGUCCAUCCUCCUAUGAUGAAUAUGCAACGAAAUCCUUUUAACAUCCCCCCUCCAGUGCCCAUGCAUCUCCAUACCGGAGUGCCUCUCAUACAGGUAGCUGCUCCCACAAAUUUGUCUCAGGGAUUACCUCCGCCUCCACCUCCACCCCCACCAUCUCAACAAGUCAACUACAUUGCUUCACAGCAAGAUGGAAAACAAUUGCAGGGUAUUCCAAAUGUUGCUCCUGUGAGUAAUAACAUGAGCGCUCCAGCCUUGCCUGCUCCAGCAGCAGUCCUGGGAAAUGUGGGAACUGUUCAGGGACCAACUUCUGGCAACGCGACGUCAUCGAGUCACAUCAAGGGCUCUAGUGCAGCCAUAAAGCUGGGAGAAAACAAAGCAAGUGUCACAGUGGAAGCCAGCGCAGAUAGCUCAAAGAAGGACCAGAAAUUGUUAAUUCAGGAAAAAGCAGCACAAGAAGUCAAACUGGCUAUUAAGCCUUUCUACCAAAAUAAAGACAUCACUAAGGAAGAAUAUAAAGAAAUUGUGCGGAAAGCUGUAGAUAAAGUUUGUCAUAGCAAGAGUGGAGAAGUUAAUUCUGCCAAAGUGGCAAAUCUGGUGAAAGCGUAUGUAGACAAAUACAAACACUCGCGGAAAAAGAACGCGGAAGAGGCAGUCUCCUGUGAAAGGAAAUGAUGUCAAUUCAGUCUUGAAUUUUAUUCUCUCUGCAAAGUGCAAUUUCAUCAUGAACCGUUCACUGAAAAUUGUACAUGACCGUGAUUUGAAUCUGGUUUUGAUAAAAUUAUUUUUCAAUGUAGUAUAUAAUGUUUUGUUCUAAAGAGAUCUAGAUCUGCAGGGCAACUUCUUUAUUCCUUUUUAAGAACAGAUGUCUACAAAAAAAGUAAAAGGUGUAAAGAGGAAUCACUAGGAAUGUACGAUUGUGUGGAUACUUAGAUGUACAGCAUUUUGACUUGAAUGACAGUGCAUUAAAUUAGACAUUUGUCUGAAUACAUUGAUUUUUGGUAACAGGUAUGUACAGUACAUCUAAUUGGUCAAAGUGGAAUUUUUGUUUUGAUUUCUUGAUGAUAGCAAAGAUGAAAUAAUGUAUUGCCUUGACAGAUACUUGGAGCGUUAAGUGGACAGGCUGAACGCAGGGCUCACAGCGUGUAUAUAAAGAGCACAUGGAGUUGUCUGAACAGAAGAACUGUUUGGAUUUUAAAAAGAAAAAUCAGAAACAGUGAAACUCGGUGCCCCAACUCAAGGGCACUGCCUACCUGUUGUAACACCAAAUAAAAGUUAUGCUGCUUGGUUUUGUUUGUGAAGUUUUUCAGUUUGUUUCAAGGUAGUGGGAUGAACUUGAUGAAUUUUUAUGUGCUGAAUGCCUUCCGUCACCGCGCUGCGACAACCUCAGCUCAUGCCUAAUCCUGCCCUCAGCCAGCACAGCGACAGGGAGCUUCUGUGCUGGAGCUGGAUGCUCAGGCACACCAACUCCUUGUUUCUUCAAGCAAGACCAAGAAAAGUUGGAGUUGGUUUCUGGGCUCCUGGCUGAUCAGAGAUAGCCAGGUGUGCCUACCUGAGCUGUGCACUGCUUCCCUGCAUUAGCUCGGGCCUGAAGCAUGGAGCACCAGCCUGCUGUCACUGGAAAUGCACCAUCUGAAGUACACCGGCUUUUACGCUUCCCCACGCACUUUCUGUGGAGAGGUCAGUAGAGGUACCACAAGCAUUUUGAAAGCAGAUACGGAGUCAUAAAAUGUGCUAGAAGAAUGCUUUCAGCUGAAGUAGAACGAAUGUUACUGAGCUGGCAGCAGGGAGGGUUGCCGAGAUGCAUACAAGCUCCUUUUGAGGAAGACAGCUUGGAAUCCUCCCAGAUUUGAGCAGAGAAGAAGCCCUUCUCUGAUAUUCACUCCGAGAUAGAAAUGCUUUUCUCAGGGAGAGGGGCUGCUACCACCUCAGCGCUGCCUUUGGGCCCAGCUCUGUCCCCUUGCUGCUGCGUGGGCUCAGCAUGGGGGCUGCUUCACCAGAGGCUCCUGGCCCCAAAGCACCAGCAAACCACGCAGACAGGAAGCAUCAGCUGAUGUUUCUGAUGCAUUUUCUCAGCAGCCAGUAGUUCCCCAAGUUACCUCUUCUUAACAGAGAGCUCGGCCUUACCCUCAUAGUAACUUCUGCAGAAGCCUGAAGAUGAAUCAAGGGCGAUACAGCUAUUAAGAAAAAAAAAAAAAAAGUGAUGCUUGUCACUUAAUUAUAACUUUCUACAGACUUAAUGAAGCCUUUGACUGUCUGUAUUUAUUUUUGUGUGCCUAAAUAAAAAUACUAUGUAAAUGAGAAACCGCUAUAAUACAUUUCCUACAAGCCAGGUUUUAGAUUUUUCCAAAUGCUCCGUUUUACACUGUGGUAGCAAUUUGUAUGAGCUCCUGAACUAUGUUAAGCUACAACGGGUUAGCACUUCUGGAGAAGUGUAGCAAAUUGCUAUGUCUAUCCCAGUUUAUCACGCCAUGCGUACUUACUUAUUACAUUUUACUUCUCUGGAUUUUUGGAAUUUGAAUGACUUCUUGUAUCUUUAUACAGUUGAGCCUUGCUAUAGAGCUCCUCUCCGGAGCCAUAGAAAUGUUUGUGUCUCUUUUUUCUUAUAAAGGAGAGGCGGAAAUUGUGUGGGGAGGAAUGAGGGAGGGUGGGAGCUGGGGGACGGGGCGGUGGCUAUAGUGAUGCUCCACUGUAUUUCGACACGAAGAACGGGAUAGAUUAGAAUGUGAUCAGGAACUUCACUUUGUCCAAUGGAAUAUUUCGGAACUUGCCAGAAAAAAGUAUGCAGUUCACUGCAAUUUCUAUGCUGAAUGAAAAACAAACAUAUUGCCUUAAUGCAUAGACUCUCCUAUUUUUCCCAAACAGCAGUGCGGUCUCUGUUGGUGUGACUGCCCAUGAAGGUGUGUGCAUUAACCUCGUAGUCAUGUUUCUGUUAAAAUAAUAUGAGAGCUGUAUUUCUAUUUAUUGAAGGUCUUGUACUGAAACUCCCGCGUGCACUAGUACUGAAGGCGAGUGCUGGGAGCACGGGGCGAACCCGGCCCUCUGCGCUAUGGGAAACUCAUUGGGUCCAAAUUGCCGUGAGGAAAACAAUUACAGAACUGUGUACUUUCUGUGAACUUAGGCCAAUGCCAGGGGCUCUCCCUGCGCUCCUCCCACUGUCUCACUGUGCAUGCUGCUCGAAUGUCUCACCCUGAAGAUGUAACCCAGGAGCGCAGUGGCUGUCCAGAGUCACUGGGUGGUGUUUGUAGCAUAAGGCCGCAGUGCUGUCUACUGAAAAAAAAAACUAGUUUUGUGUAGUGCUUAACAUUUUCUAAUAAAUUCUUUUCACUAA
This is a messenger RNA of Numida meleagris (helmeted guineafowl), 7003 nucleotides long. RefSeq names its product SR-related CTD associated factor 11 (gene SCAF11). The coding region runs from base 226 to 4347 and encodes 1373 amino acids. Gene Ontology annotation, biological process: spliceosomal complex assembly. The record is from RefSeq and is a predicted model, not a curated record. The transcript is spliced from 15 exons. Lineage: Eukaryota; Metazoa; Chordata; Aves; Galliformes; Numididae. Gene Ontology annotation, molecular function: RNA binding.